AUGCUACCGGCCGAAGAUGAACAGCCGUUGAUCGACAACAACCCGAUGUUGCAAUCUUACUAUCAUUCCCUGGAAUCAAGAAUUGGAUACCGCAUUAUCCUUGGCGGAACGCGCCAUUUUGGAUACUACGAACAUGAUACUUGGUGGCCAUUCCCCCUGAGCCGCGCGCUCCGCACUAUGGAGGAUAAGCUAGCGGCUUCACUUGAACUUGAACGAGGCGCUUAUGUUCUUGAUGCUGGGUGUGGCGUCUCUCAUGUUGCAAUUCAUUUAGCAGCCAAGCAUGGGUUAAAAGUCCAAGGAAUCGACAUCGUCGAUCAUCACAUUGUCAAAGCGAGGCGGAACAUUGCGCGCUCUGGUCUCUCUGGGGAACAGGUCUCGGUGCGGAAAAUGGAUUAUCACCAUUUAGACAGCUUUGAGAAUGGGACCUUCGACGGCGUCUACACCAUGGAAACCUUUGUCCACGCCACACAUCCUCAGAAUGUCCUACGCAAUUUCUUUCGGGUCCUACGUCCUGGUGGACGCCUUGCACUGUUCGAAUAUGAUCACGAUUCAAUCGAGAAUGCCGACGAAGCAUCGGCUUUAUCCAUGAAAAAGAUCAACGAAGUCGCCGCUAUGCCGACUAACACCCUGUCGCAACCUGGAGUCUUUCAGCAAAUGCUCGAAGAUGCUGGUUUCACUGAUGUCGUCGUCCGGGAUUAUUCUCCCCACAUCAAGCCAAUGACGCGAUUUUUCUAUCUGCUCGCUUACAUUCCUUUGCUUGUUGUUUCCUUUUUUGGUUUAGAAUCCUUUUUCAUCAAUACUGUCGCAGGAGUCGAGUCUUACCGGGGUCGCCAACACUGGCGGUAUGUGGCUAUUUCGGCUUCAAAGCCUAGAUGCAAUGAUGAGACGAAGAAGGUCCUAAAGAAAUGCAGAUCUCGGUAUGCCUUGACUACCCUAAAGGAUGCGAAUCUCCAACAUAUCGGCUCCGCGGGUGUGUCUGAUUUAGUGCGCAGCAAGACUAUCACCAGAAUGACUCGUUGGAAGAUCCGAUGCCGUCAUCAUAAAUUCCGCUAUUCAAAUGUGACUUAA
This is a messenger RNA of Penicillium digitatum Pd1, 1068 nucleotides long. Its product is annotated as class I SAM-dependent methyltransferase. Lineage: Eukaryota; Fungi; Ascomycota; Eurotiomycetes; Eurotiales; Aspergillaceae. The record is from RefSeq and is a predicted model, not a curated record. Gene Ontology annotation, molecular function: sterol 24-C-methyltransferase activity. Gene Ontology annotation, cellular component: endoplasmic reticulum. Gene Ontology annotation, biological process: ergosterol biosynthetic process.